ACGCAGCUGGAGGAUGUGACCGGGCCUGCGGGAGCCGCCCAGGAGCAUGGAGACCGUGGUGAUCGUGGCCAUUGGGGUGCUGGCCACCAUCUUCCUGGCUUCCUUUGCAGCCUUGGUGGUGGUGUGCAGGCAGCGCUACUGCCGGCCCAGAGACCUGCUGCAGCGCUAUGACUCCAAGCCCAUUGUGGACCUCAUCGGCGCCAUGGAGACCCAGUCUGAGCCCUCGGAGCUGGAACUGGAUGACGUCGUCAUCACCAACCCUCACAUCGAAGCCAUUCUGGAGAAUGAAGAUUGGAUCGAAGAUGCCUCGGGUCUCUUGUCCCACUGCAUUGCCAUCUUGAAGAUUUGUCACACGCUGACAGAAAAACUGGUUGCCAUGACAAUGGGCUCCGGAGCCAAAAUGAAGACUUCAGCCAGCGUCAGCGACAUCAUCGUGGUGGCCAAGCGGAUCAGCCCCAGAGUGGACGAUGUUGUGAAAUCAAUGUACCCGCCACUGGACCCGAAACUCCUGGAUGCACGGACCACAGCCUUGCUCCUGUCUGUCAGCCAUCUGGUGCUGGUGACCAGGAAUGCCUGCCACUUAACCGGGGGGCUGGACUGGAUUGACCAGUCCCUGUCAGCCGCCGAGGAGCACUUGGAAGUCCUCCGGGAAGCAGCCCUGGCCUCCGAGCCGGAGAAAGGCCUCCCAGUCCCCGAAGGCUUUCUGCAGGAGCAGUCUGCCAUUUAGUGCCUGCUGGCCGGCAGCUGAUCUUAAGGGUCAGCCUGCUGCCACCCCUGGGUGGCUCAGCUGAGCUUCCUGGUCUUUGCUGUAGAGUUAGGCGUGUUCUCCACCACCCUGGAGUAUGAUGGUGGGUGCCUGGGAAAGCAGGGCAGCCCCAUCAGCGGGUGCUCUGUUGCAAUGGCAAAAGGUGGCUGGUGAGUGGCAGUGUAAUACCACAGUUUGUGCAGAUGACAGGCACCCUCAGCACAGCAGAGUGUGAACGCAGGACUGCAAGCGUUAUUUACCUCCCCUCGUGUUUUCAAGAACAUCAAGCCACCAUCCACAAGCCAGGAGUUUCAGGAUAAAAUCAGAAUGUCUAGCUCCCCGUGAAUCAGAGGGGUUUGCUAGCAGUCAUCUGCACUCCCCAAAGAGACAAUCAGGAACUAACUAGGAGUUGUGCCUCUUCUGACAAGACUUCUCCUCUCUCAUCUGGCCUGUGUCUGUUAUCUGUGUUAUCUACCUUGUUCUGCCGGCGUCCGAGUCCCCCCUCCUCCCCUUUGCAGCUUCCGGAGCACAGCCUGGUAGAAUUUUGUAGUGACUGUGCCUGCAAUUUGACCCGGUUACCACUAGGGGGACAGUAAUCCGAGACCUGGGUUUUCCUCAAGUGUGUGGACCAAUGCAUGGUGUGUGGUGGGAUAUUUUGGGCUGAGAACUGUGGCUGGAAGGAGACAGGCCCCCUAAGGACCAGGAGGAUGGUUUAUAUUUAAAGAGCCCUCAGGAUUCAGGCAGAUAUGAUAUACCAACAUUAAGUACUUUCCCCAUGAGCUUCCCCAGGAAGGACGCCUUUCCCUUUCCUCUGAUGAUGUUUGUUUUGCAAAUAUGGAAAGAUGAUGGGGUCCUUUUAUGAUUUUGAGACCUCUGGGGAACCCUGGAUUACAAUUGCAAAACCACAGGGACCUGUUUUUAUCAUAAGCACGUGGGAGGUUGGAAGCACUUUGCUUCUCAGGUUCUUAGAGACGACGUCUUGGGAGAGGGCCUUGGCUUGGGGACUGCCCAGGUUUCUAUCCUGUGCUGUUCAGUAUGUUUGUCACUGCUGCUUCUUAGUCUGUUCCCUCGGCCUGAAGUCAGCAGCUUUCCGCCCGAGUCUAGGAAACUAGGAGCUACCGGUACGUUCCCAGAUCUAAGAUUGGACCUGGCUUAUCUGUCCUAUGGGCAUAUUUCAUUCCCUACUGAUAAAUGGACUGAUUCUAACCAGCAUGAGGUACACACGCCGGGAGAGGGAAAGUGGAACUCAACUCACGGGAACUCACGUGUGGAUUCCUGAUGGCAGGGGACCUUUUAUUGAAUCGUUCCUUCCCACCAAUCUUGAACAUGUGUUACGUAGCUAACUUUCUUGUCCUUCUGGUGAGCUGUGAAGUCCCGGACUUUUCUGUCUGUGCUUUUCUUACCCACCAUCGACUUCCACUGCCCCCUGAGUGUGUGUGUGUGUGUGUGUGUGUGUGUGUGUGUGUGCUUGGAAACUGAUCUAAGGCUGUGGCGACUGCUGUGACGUCAACGUCUGUUGCACGGCUUGUUACGAACACUUGAUGGUUUAGUGAAAGUGCAGGACAAAUUGGCGACCCCCUUGACAGGUUAUGUACAUUUUGUUUCAAGACAUGAAUUGCGAGCGUCUCCUCUUGCUUCCUCCUUGGCUUCCCCGUUUCCAUCCGCCAUCUGUCUCUCCUGAUCCUUUCUGCCUCCUGGAAUUUGUUUUGGGGCAAUUGCUGCCCUUCUGAUGGGGUGUGAUUGCUUGUUUCAGAGAGCAUGUUCCUCGUGGGAGUUCAGUUGUUCGCUUGAUAGGCGUGAGUGUUUGGCUGAACGGUGCUCCCUGAGGGUGGGGUCUGUGCCAGGGUGAAAGGGUAUCAGGGCCACAAUCACAGGGCUUCUGCCAGUCGCUUAUCACACCAGUAACUCUGGUCUUUUUUGGUGAUUUUGUAUUUUGUUCUGCAUUUUUCUCUCACCCCUUCCAGCAUCUUCUAGUGCAAUCCCCAUCAGAGCCGUCGGCCGUGGCUGUGGGGCACUAGCUAGUUCUUCAGGUCUCAGACGAGUGGGGGCUUUGACUCACGUGACCCAUUAGCCUUCUGGACCCUUUGCUCCCUUAUGCCUUUGAUUUCCCUCACUCCUCUGUGCUCUAGAUGGGAAGAGAGCCGUGGCUGGGUUUUAGGUGGCAGCUCCCCAAGGUUAAGCUGCUGGUUGCUACUCAUCACAGCAGUAUGCAGACCGCUGUCUUUAUGAACUAUGCCAAAUGACCGAGCUGUCCCCUAGGCCCUCCAGCCCUCAGUUCCUCAGAGGGUUUGGUGUGGCUUACAAGUUUCCAUCACUCUGUCCCCCGUAUGCUUGACUGUACUGGAUGUGUGACACCUAUACAGCUAUACCUGUGUGUGCUUCUAGAGGGACUCCUGCGUACCCUCCCGCACCUGUUGGCUUCCAUGCCUCGCUGUGAGUCCAUUUGUAAAGCGCUGGACCUGUUAGGACAGGAUUGUGUAGGUAGCAGUAGUCACUGUGGAGCUUCCAGUGCCUGCCGUCACUCGGUCCUGUGCUGAUGUCCUACUCACUGUGUGCGCUGCCCAGUUAGUGCAUGUGUACUAUCUACCUAGGGCUCCCCUCCUUCCCCCACGAUCCCCGGGACCCAUCAGAGACGGUUGCUUCUGUUCAUAAGCCUUUCCUUGACUUUCUAUAAGAGUAGCCACCUACAAUAUGUAUCCCCUUAUGAUUGACUAAUUGCACAGUCCCCUUCAGGUUCACGCGUGCUGUGAGAUGUUUUGUGGAUUCAUUGUUUAUUCCCUCGUGUCUGUACCACCAUGGGUUAAAUCCAUCCAUCCACCGACGAGCACGCAGGCAGUUUGUAUCCUCUUGCCUACUGUGAACAAUGUAAUCAUGAACAUGGGUGUACAUCUGUC
Molecule: messenger RNA, 3639 nt
Organism: Echinops telfairi (small Madagascar hedgehog)
Lineage: Eukaryota; Metazoa; Chordata; Mammalia; Afrosoricida; Tenrecidae
Gene: TMEM98
Product: transmembrane protein 98
Exons: 6
Coding region: 47-727 (226 amino acids)
Cellular component (GO): endoplasmic reticulum
Source: RefSeq, a predicted model, not a curated record